GAAUGUUUAUGAUUGAUAUAUAAAAUAAAUAAAUAAAUAAAUUUUUUGACAAAUUUUGAAAAAGUAAUAUACUACCAACAGUGGGAGAGAAAUUCCUUUUAUGUUUUAUUCUAUAACAAAAAUAAUGACUUAUUAGUAACUAUUUAUAGAUAAAAAAAAUUAAUUAUGAAUCUUGCAACUCAUAAGUUAUCGAUCGUUAACUGAAUUGGAUUCACUCAUAUUUUUGUUUGAGAAUUAGAAAAAUAUAUAAAUUUGUAUUUUCGUAUUUAUCAUUACUAAAAAUGCUUUUUAUAGUGAAAAACAUGAUCAAUUGGACUUCAAUUAAAAAAAAAAAAACAAAUUAGUCAUCCUUUUUUUAAAAAAAAAAAUUAUCGUCCCAGCAGUUAGUUAGCAGCUAGCUAUAUUUUGCUAACUGUAUAUUAACGGAAAAGAUAAAAACAAGAAAAAAAGAAAAGAAAAAGUAAAGGAAGGUUCUUAAAGCGCAUUUUAUACCAAAUACACUCAAAAAUCAGAUGGUAUCAAAGCUACCCGCGAAUCUCCAACCUUGCCAGAGCAUCAAACUGAUAAAGACUUGUCUAAACUCCGGUGACUUAAAACGCGCACUCUACUUGUUCGAUAAAAUUCCUGAACCAGACUUGCGUACAUGGACCAUUUUAAUUUCAGGCCAUACUCAACACGGAUUCCCUAAGAAAGCCAUAGAUAUCUACAGUACAUUAUUAUCACGCAAUGUAAGGCCUGAUAAAUUUGUGUUACUAUCUGUAGCAAAGGCAUGUGCUGCUUCUGGUGAUCUUGUCGUGGCUAAGAAGAUACAUGAUGAUGCAAUUCAGUUUGGGUUUAAUAAAGAUCUCGUUUUGGGUAAUGCAUUGAUUGAUAUGUUCGGGAAAUGUAAGUUUGUUAACGGAGCUAGGUGUGUUUUUGAUGAUAUGGUGGUUAAAGAUGUUGUUUCUUGGACUUCAAUGACUUAUUGUUAUGUUAAUUGUGGGAUGUGUAGACAGGGAAUAUUGCUCUUUAGGGAGAUGGGGUUGAAUGGGAUUAGAGCUAAUUCAUUGACAGUGUCAUCAAUUUUACCUGCUUGUGCAGAUUAUAUUAAGUUGGGAAGAGAAGUUCAUGGGUUUAUUUUAAGGAAUGAAAUGGAAGGGAAUGUUUAUGUGAGUAGUGCACUUGUGAACAUGUAUGCUAGUUCCUUAGGUCUUAAGCAAGCUAGGUUGGUAUUCGAUAGCAUGUAUCAUCGCGAUAUUGUAUCAUGGAAUGUAAUGUUAACUGCAUACUUCUUGAAUAAAGAAUAUGAAAGGGGUCUUGGUUUGUUCCAUCAAAUGAGAAAGGAAGGUAUCAAGUUAAAUCAAGCUUCAUGGAAUGCUGCAAUUAGUGGUUGUAUGCAGAAUGGCCAGCAUGAAUUGGCACUGGGAAUACUUUGUAAGAUGCAAGAUUCAGGGAUUAAACCUAACAGAAUCACGAUUGUUAGCGCCUUACCUGGAUGUACAAAUUUGGAAAGCUUAAGGGGUGGGAAAGAGAUUCAUGGUUAUGUCUUCAGGCAUUGGUUUAUUGAGGAUGUAACAAUAACAACAGCUCUAGUUUUGUUGUACGCCAAGUGUGGUGACUUGGAACUUUCAAGACAUGUCUUCAAUACGAUGCCAAGGAAAGACGUUGUUGCUUGGAACACGAUGAUCAUGGCUAACUCUAUGCAUGGGAAGGGAGGAGAAUCCUUGAUACUAUUCAACAAAAUGUUAGACUCAGGGGUCGAACCUAAUUCUGUUACGUUUAUAGGUGUCCUAUCUGGUUGUAGCCAUUCCCAGCUAGCUGAUGAAGGUCUUUUGGUUUUUAAUUCAAUGAGUUCUGAACAUUCAAUAACACCUGAUGCAGAUCAUUAUUCAUGCAUGGUUGAUGUACUAAGCCGAGCUGGUCGGCUGGAAGAGGCAUAUGAUUUCAUCCGAAAAAUGCCCAUAGAACCAACUGCUGCUGCCUGGGGAGCAUUGCUUGGGGCUUGUAGAGUGUACAAGAAUGUGGAGUUGGGGACACUAGCAGCAAGUCAGCUGUUUGAGAUCGAACCAGAUAACGCGGGAAAUUAUGUGUUAUUAUCUAACAUUUUGGUUACAGCAAAAAAGUGGGUUGAAGCUUCAGAAAUUAGAAAAAUGAUGCGAGACAAAGGACUUGCAAAAACGCCAGGUCGUAGUUGGGUUCAGGUGAAAAAUAAAGUGUAUUCUUUUGUUACUGGAGAUAAGAGUAAUGAACAGAAGGAUAUGAUCUAUAGAUUUUUGGACGAGAUAGAUGAAAAGAUGAGAUUAGAUGGAUAUCAGCCCAACACUGAUUUUGUUCUACAGAAUGUAGACCAAGAGCAAAGAGAAGAAACUCUUUGCAGCCAUAGUGAAAGGCUGGCAGUUGCUUUUGGGAUACUAAAUUCAAGUGGAAAAACGACAGUUCGGGUGUUUAAGAACUUGAGGAUAUGUGGGGACUGCCAUAAUGCCAUAAAGUUAAUAGCCAAAAUUGUUGGCAUGCAGAUCAUUGUAAGAGAUUCCUUAAGAUUUCACCAUUUCAGAGAUGGAUAUUGCACUUGCAAUGAUUUUUGGUGAUUUUUCCAUGUUCAUAUGAUAUGAGGAAGUAAUCUGAGAAGGAAUUGAAUGGAAUGAAACGUGAGAUUUCAUAAUACAUGAUUUAUAAUUUGUGAAAGGCAAA
Molecule: messenger RNA, 2670 nt
Organism: Ricinus communis (castor bean)
Lineage: Eukaryota; Viridiplantae; Streptophyta; Magnoliopsida; Malpighiales; Euphorbiaceae
Product: pentatricopeptide repeat-containing protein At1g20230
Exons: 1
Coding region: 513-2567 (684 amino acids)
Biological process (GO): RNA modification
Molecular function (GO): RNA binding; protein binding; zinc ion binding
Source: RefSeq, a predicted model, not a curated record